Molecule: messenger RNA, 901 nt
Organism: Carya illinoinensis
Lineage: Eukaryota; Viridiplantae; Streptophyta; Magnoliopsida; Fagales; Juglandaceae
Product: nucleoid-associated protein At4g30620, chloroplastic-like
Exons: 7
Coding region: 82-627 (181 amino acids)
Molecular function (GO): DNA binding
Source: RefSeq, a predicted model, not a curated record
AAACCCAAAAAACCUUACAUUAUCCUCUUGAACAAAAACCCAAAAAAGCUCAAAACUUUCUCACAACGACAACGUUCAUCUAUGGCGUCGACGAUUUCUCUGACCGGUCAGAUGCCAAGCCUACGAGGAGUAAAUGACAGGAGAAAGCCUUUCACUUCGUCGCACUCCCUCUGUAACCUGACGUCAAAUCCAAAUUCAGUGGAUCUGCAGAUGUUAUCUCAGGCUCGUCAAGGUAAAUAUGGGCAUAAAGGUAGAUCCUUCCGUGUCUAUGGUCUAUUUGGAGGGAAAAAGGACGAGAAGAGUGAAGAUGCGCCUUCAAAGGCAGGAAUUCUUGGAAACAUGCAGAAUCUUUUUGAGACUGUGAAGAAGGCACAAAUGGUUGUCCAAGUUGAGGCAGUACGUGUGCAAAAGGAACUUGCUGCGGCAGAGUUUGAUGGUUAUUGCGAAGGUGAGCUAAUCAAGCUUAUGUUUAUAGGUAACACUCACUGGAAACCAGCAACCUGUUCGCACAGAGAUCACCGAGGCUGCAAUGGAAUUAGGGUCAGAGAAACUUUCGCUUUUAGUUACCGAGGCAUACAAGGAUGCCCACCAGAAAAGUGUGCAGGCCAUGAAGGAGAGGAUGAGUGAUCUUGCUCAGAGCUUGGGAAUGCCUCCGGGUGCUGGCGAGGGAUUAAAGUGAUAUUAGUUUCUUAUCAUACUGGUAUUUGAGAUGAACUUCAAUUUUGGUACACGAACAGAACAGGAAUCCUUGUAUUAGGACAUUCGCACUAACAUUGUUCGUUUCAAAUUGAAGAGUAGAGAGAUAUUUUGAAACCUGUGGUGCACCUAAUUUUGCAGUAGAUGAAUUCCUACAAAAUGUAAAGGAUUCAGCUUUUCUUAAUGUGGUUUACCAAUUACCAUA